AACUAUUACAGUAAGUCAAAUUUGGAUUUAAACAACAAGUCUGAGGAAGCCCUAGCAAAUUUUAUUAACAAUGCACAAGUCCUUCUUCUGCAUGGAUUUACUGAAAACGGAAAUGAACUAUUUCUUUACACAAAAAUGCAAGGUGACAGAAAGAAAUCCAUAAUAUUCUACAAAAACUCUGCCAAAGAACUGAUUGAGCAAGAUGCAGUCAAGAACAUAAAUAUUGUUACUCUUUCUAGUAGUGCUGCUCAGUCUUUGUACCAGAUACUGAGGCAGAUUUACUCACCGUUACUGUCUGCAGAAAAUGACUUAUACUCCAGCAAACUACAGAAGAACUUAGCUGAGUUGGAGUCUAAUUUGAGGAUUAUGACUCAUGAAAAGGCUGAUGAAAGUCUCAGUGUAAUACUCUCUAUAAGCGACGAAUUAGACUAUUGGAACACAGUGGCUCAGAGAAAAGAAUCAAGUAAAAAAGAAAGAGAAGGAGCUUUAACCAUUUGUGAACUAUUCGAAGAUAUCAGUGGUGAAAUAAGAGUAAUGCAAUCAAGUUCUAUGCCGGACGUUAGAGAGGCUGCAGAGAAUAUUGGUGGUAUAUUAGACGACGUCUGGCGACUUACGACAGUAUCUUAUUCGCAAGAUAGAAUGAUUCAUACUUUUGAUAUUGUAGGUCACACUAUUUGUUCCAUUAUUCAAAAAGUUCUCUCAGAAGUAGAAUUAUGGAAGGUGCACACUUUCUCACAGGACAAAGUGAUAUUGACACUUUUAUCUGACAGCUUGAAAGUAGUACAGACUUGGACUAGCGCUUGUGCUUCACUAACUGAAACUUACUGGCCUAACUAUGCUCUCCACCCAUGGACUGGAAUUGUCUAUAUACCAACGUUUUGCUUGAAUUUUGAGAAAAGGUUGACAGAAAUUUACAAUAUAAGAUCCACACAUAACCAGCUGAACAAACUUCUAUCCAACAACGAGAGAAAUGAACUUGGAAGUGAUCAACUGUUAGAACCAUUUCAAAACAUAAGUGUAUGGUUAUAUAAUGGACCUAAUAAGGCGUGGGACAUGGCACUAUUGAAAUUCUCAGCUAAUGUGCAACCAGUUGAAGCAAAAAUAGCUGAUAAAUUAAAACCUCGUCUACAUAACACUUCUACUAAGCAGAUGCUCUAUGAAUUCAUGAGAUAUAAAACGUUAAUAGAAAGACCGCUAGUUAAGCACGCACUAAACAACGAGUUGGAAAUAUUCGUCACAUCUCUUAUUAUAAUGUUAAAAAGUGUACAGAGUCAACUAGAUACAGAUGAAGUGGAUGUUAAGUUGCAUCAGCCAGCUGAAAUGUCGCCGUUGGUGCAACAAGUUCAAUGGGCUAAACAGAUGGAAGCCAAGGUUAAAGAUAUUCAAACAUGUGCACAAAAAUACCUCACAGAAUUCGAAGGGAGUGCUCAGUUACAGAAACUUGCCAAACAAGUGCUGAAGAAACUCAAAAAUAUGUACACCCAGUUACACGAAGAAUGGUCAAGAGACUUGCAUGCGCAAGUGAAAAACGGCACACUCCAACUGGCCCUUGACAAACCGGUAGUGGAGUUCUCAGGCAGUAACAAUAUGAUGGUGGUGAAUUAUAAUCCCCGUCUUGUAUGGGCGGAAAUGGAAGCUCGAGCACUCGCUGCACUGGGUCUACCUCCACCACCGGCCGCAGCUGCAAUUGAUACCCUUGCUGCUGCCCUUAAACAUGCUAGAUCUUUGCAACAGGUGGCUUCAUUUCACAACACUUUAGGUGAGCGGAUGAUACCAUCUACUCGACCAAUGAUGCUACAAGCUGCGUUAGAUCUAUCUUCACUCGUACAAGAACAAAAAGCCGUAUACUGGAACGACACUGAACAGCUCGUCAAUUAUACUGAUAAACUUAAGAAAAUCAUCAUGAAACUUGAGUCACAGAAUACUUACUUAACCAGCCAACAUAUGACGAUCAAGAGUAUUGUAGAAAAAUUAGUGGACACUGAACUCCUAGUCAAACAAUCAGAGUGGAAAAAGAAAAUCACUGAUAUAAGGGAGAUUAUAGAAAGGGUAGAAGCAAACGGCUAUAAAAACACGGAACUGUGGAGAUCGCAUUGUGACUGGCAGCUGUACAAAGCUCUGGAGUGUCAGUACAUAAAGACUUUGCUUUCUUUGCAUAAACAUUUCCCUCUAGUAAAAGUGGAUUUAGUUUUGCGCGGUCACACGGUACGCGUCCAACCUCCGUUGGAAGAAAUUCGAGUCCAACAUUACCAUCAGUUGCGUCGACUUGUCUCACUGCCUGGUCAAUUCGUUGGGUUACAACCUUCUGUUGCAGAAAAACGGUCUAUUUUUACUAGCAUCGUUGAAAAGCAUGGCUGGUUAGGUAACAAAGCAGUAAAACAACUAGAAGCGGCUCUGUCAUCACUGGAGCGUUGUUGCGAAUCAUGGACACAAAGGGCCGCGCUCGGCUGCGUGCCGGAUUUAGAAGCUUUGUGCAAUGAACAUUUGCGGGAACCCCAGGACUGGGAGCUAAAUUUCAAGGCUUGUAAGGCUUAUGGACAAGCUGUUGCUAAGAUGUCUUUUGAAGACGAGAAAAUAGACUGGAUUAUUGUAGGCACAGUUACACUUCGACGUGAAUUCGAAGCACAAGCACGCAAUCUCUGGGCUUGUCUCAUGUCGUCCUUGCAAACUAGCUGUAGGAAUGACACGGCAACAUUGAGUACGUUUGUAGCUAAUGCGACGGUUAUGUUGGAAGAGAAAACAUUGCCUAAGAAUGCCAAAGAACUGUCCGAGAUAAGCGCUAAACAGCAGGCCUUACAUAGUAAAAUGCCUGAGAUAGCUAAAUUGGUAGAAUGUCUAAAAAGAAAAGGUCAUAUGUUACGUACUUGGGGUGGCGAUGCUUCUGUUGACGGCACCAUAAAUGAAUGGCUGAGGAUUCGCGAACUGAUGAUGAGUCACCAGCAAAUGUUUGAACAUCAGGCGGAAAUCGUAAAGUCGAGUUUAACUGGUGAAUGGGAAAACCUGAAUAGCACUGUUGAAGGUUGGCUAUCACGUUGGACCCAAACACGCUCGCGUCUGGAAGAAACUCACGGUGUGCUGUACCUGGAAAUGGCCAACAGAUGUCGCCUCGUGUUCGAAGCGCAUGAGCAAUGGAAUAAAUUUAUUGCUGAGAGGGAUGAGCUGAUGAAAGAGUGCGAGAAAUUCAACAUGAACGUAGAAAUAUCAGACAGGUGGAUACAAGGCGACAGUAUCGUCAAAGACUGUGUUGACCUUUGGGGGAUACUGAAAGAAUACAAUGAAGAAUAUGACUCAAUAGCUGAACAAGAAUGGAUAAUAUUCCAAAAGAAAUUGCAUCUACUGGAUGAGUUUACAUCAAAAUGGGCAAAUCGUCUGGAACCUUAUACUAUAAUCACUUUGUACAUUCAACAAGAGCUGGAUAAAUACACUGACUUAACAACGUUAUUGAAAUAUCUUCGCGGAUCUGACUUCACCGAACGUCAUUGGCGCGAAAUCUUCAACCUUCUUGACAUGGAAUACAAGAAACCUGAUACAUUACAAGUCAAAGACUUUUUAAAUUUUGCUCUUAAUAUUAAAAAGCAAAUAAAGCAGUUACAGAUAAUAUCGUCAUCGGCGACGAGCGAAGCGGCAGUGCGCAGCGCGUUGAACGAGCUAGAGUUGUGGUUCGCGGGUGCACGACUUACUAUUACCUAUUACAACGAUAAGAGUCGGCGUCUUACGCCCAUUGUAAAGGACUUCAAGGAUGCCCUUGCUAAGAUCGAGGAGCAGCAAUGGGUGGUGUCGUCAGUGAGCGGCGGCAGCAACGACGCGUGCGCAGCGUGGGAGUCACGCUUACGAGCCGCAAGGACUCUCAUCCGCUCCGCACAUCAUGCACAGCGCAGAUGGUUAUACUUGGAACCGAUUCUAUCCAACGACCAAGGAGAACUGGGCAUUAAGUUUCGCAAACUUGACCAGGCUUUCAGACAGGUGACCAGGAUACUAGAGUCAGAUCCUCGUCUGACUGUAUUACUGCAGUCCACAAGACUACAAUCGAUGUUGGACUCUAUAUCGGAACAACUUCUUACUUGUCAGUCGGCCCUGAGCAAAUAUAUUGAUGAAAAGCGCACAAUUUUCCCAAGAUUAUAUUUCCUUAGCGACGAUGACCUCUUAGAACUACUCGGUCAAGCCAGAGCUGGAGCGGAAGGUAGAGAAGCAGUAAUGCAAACGCAUCUUAAGAAACUAUUUCCUGGAACCACUGGGGUAAAGUUAGGUCCUGGUGGAUUGUCUGUAACGGCUCUGUGCAGCCAUUACGAAGAAAACUUCCAGCUCGACCAUCCUGUUGACAUAGAUUGUCCUGUUGAAAUGUGGUUGAAAAAUCUUGAAACGGAAAUGCGCUCGUCACUCAAGAAUAUGACUCUAAAAUGCGUUGUGUCAAAUUCUUUGCAAAAGCAAGAUCCUCUAUCGCUGCCGACGCAAAUUUUAUGUCUCGCUCAAAAUAUUCGUUUUACUGAACAAGUUGAAACGGCCAUUACUACUAAAGAGCUGCAUAAAUUAAAGGAGAAUAUCGAAAAAGAGAAUUUAUUUUACGCUUCCACCGAAACGGAGGAUGAGAGUGAACGACAUAAAAGACAGGCACUCAUAUUACAGUGCGCUUAUUACACGUCCGUCAUAAGAAUUUUGAUAGAGAAUAACGUCGCAUCGACUAAAGAUUGGCUCUGGCAGAAACAGCUGAGAUUCUACAUGCAAUCUAAAGAAGUCGUGGCUAAAAUGGGCUUAGCUCAAAUUUCGUACUCCUAUGAAUAUCUCGGCGUUAGUACUGGACAGUUUGUACGCACUGAAUUAGCUGACGAAUGCUUUCUCGUUUUGACACAGGCUCUUCAUCUAGGUCUAGUGGGAAAUCCGUUUGGUCCAGCCGGCACAGGAAAAACAGAGUCUGUUAAAGCUCUAGGAGGAUUAGUAGGUCGCCUAGUUCUUAUUUUCAAUUGCGAUGAGGCCAUGGAUGCAGAAUGCAUGGGACGUCUGUUAACCGGACUGGCUCUAUGUGGCGCAUGGGGCUGCUUUGACGAAUUCAACCGUCUGACGGCCGAUACAUUAGCUGCAGUGUCACAUCAGCUGGCCUCAUUGCUCUCUGCCAUGCAGCAACGCAGACCCGGUUCGGCUACUGCCUUGCUUAAUGGGAAACAGAUCACAGUAUCGGAAUGGUGCGGAGUAGCAGCAACAAUGAACCCAAUAGGUCGCGGGUAUGGAGGUCGAAGAUCCCUCCCUGCAGCAUUGGAACGUGUGCUACGGCCGAUAGCCAUGACGCAACCCCGAGGGGACCAACUGGCUAAGCAUUUGCUGGCAGCAAGGUGCAUCGCUAGUGCUCCGGCCUUGGCUGAGGAUCUGUGUACUGUAUUUAUUAUGGCCAGCACUCUACUAAGCGGACAGCGGCAUUACGAUUGGGGCCUCCGCGCUCUGAAAGCGACUGUAGGCAGCUGUGGCAUAGCGCUCAGCGAUAGCGAACAACCGUCUGAGGCAAAGAAAGCAUUGCGACGUGCAUUACGACUAAACAGCGUUUCUAAACUCACACGUCAUGACGCUGAAAGAUUUGAAAAUAUUCUGUCAAUAGUGUUCGCCGACGUUACCGACGACGAAUCUGAAGCGUGUCCUAUUCAACCAGCUCUUGAAGCAUCCAUUGCUUCGCUUAGUCUUAUUAAAAACGAUCUACAGAUCCAAAAAUGCGUUGAACUGUACGAACAACUGCAGCAAAGGAUGGGUGUCGUCAUUGUUGGUCCUCCAGGAUCAGGCAAAACUACAAUUAGAAAAAUACUAAAGACUGCUCUCAUACAACAAGGCAAAAGUAUCAUAGAGUACACAAUAUGUCCUAAAGCGAUGAGUCGCAACUGGCUUUUAGGUCAUAUAGACCACGAUACGCGCCAGUGGACCGAUGGUGUCAUCUCGUCUACUGCGCUUGAGAUAUCGAACCAACCCUCUGACGUUUGGUCAUGGGUGGUAUGCGACGGUGAUAUAGACCCAGAAUGGAUUGAAGCUCUGAACUCUGUUUUGGACGACAACCGUCUGCUAACGCUACCAUCAGGAUGGAGGAUACAGUUCGACUCAAAUGUCAAUUUUAUAUUUGAAACUCACAGCUUGGAACACGCUUCGCCGGCUACUAUUUCAAGGAUGGGCAUCAUUUUACUGAGUGAUGACACUAGCUGUACCUCGGAACUUUUAGACAACUGGAUGCAAAAGGCAGAAUUUGAAACGGAUACAGCGAAACUGGCACUACCGUUGCUGCAGAAAACAAUUGAUAAAUGUUUAUGUUGGCUCACCAAACAUCGGUCGGAUGUUGCUUUGAAAAUUUACAAUAUCUCUGUGGUGCAGCAAAUAUUAAUUCAGUUUGAAUACGUAGCUCACAACGUUGGAGUUAGUGUGAUCCACGGAGUGAAUAUGAUACAUACUACGCCAGAGGAACUUGUCUAUCUCUCAUUGCAACGAAGUGUAAUCGGUUUGCUGAAAGAAAGCGCUGUUGUUAGCUUUCAAGACGAGAUGUCAGACAUACUGGGACCACCCUUGGUGUCACCAAUAACACCGGGAGAGUGGGUGACAGAGUCGUUGUUUGUGUCUUCACGCCUAGCGGCAUGCGAGCCUGUAAUACGAGCGUGUGUGGCUUCGGAUACGGCUCACUUGCUUGUCAUUGGUCCUGAUGCUUGCGCAAAGAACCUAGAAACAGAAUAUGUCUUAAGAGAGUCCAGUUCGACGGUUAUAACAAUAGACUGUACCCCUAUCUUGGAACCAGAGGACAUAAUUUCAGAACUGAAAAGGAAUAACGCAGUGCGAUCUGGAGGACGCAGUUCUCGGUCCGGUAGUACACGCAUCACUAUAUUGGCGCGUGCCCUGCAUCGUGCUCGAGUCGAUUGUUGGGGUUCCAGUCCCGUGCAUUCCUUCCUUUUGCAGUUAAUACAAGAGAGUGGGUUCUGGAUGCGCGGUAGCGACGAGGAACGUAGUAUGCAAUGGUGCAACGUGGUUAAAAUAAGGGUCAUUGCCACGGCUAGCUCAUUGUCCACGCUUUCGCCGCGAUUGGCAGCAACUCUAGGCGUCGUAUCCUUACAAGAGCCUGACGAUGACGAACUAAUGGAAUUAUCACGGUACUACUUAAGACUAAACGUCGAUAAGGCUUUACCCGACAACGAUGUAUCCAACUUUGCAAGUACUAUUUUAGCAAUGUUCAAGGAGGUAACAGAAACAUUUUAUUCACGUCCACAUUACCAAUGGAACUCCACACAUUUAAGAAAAUGGUGUGAAAAUAUGAAAUGGUAUACACCUUCUGACACCACGGAACUAACUACGGCGGGCGUUGAAGCACUACGUCAGGCUCGUAGUGAAGUUGCAACUUUACAAACCGAGGCAGCGCAGCAGGAAGCUGCGUUAUCUGAUAAGCAAGCCAAAGCCAAUCAGGCAUUGGAUCAAAUCGGAGCCACCGUAAGGGCUACUACGGAUAAGAAGGAAGAAAUGCAUGCACUCAAGAUGAAUAUUGAAGUUGAGAAUGAGAAACUACAGAUUAGGAAAAGAGAAAUAGAAGCAGAGUUAGCGUCUGUGGAGCCUGUAAUAGCUGCGGCCAGAGCUGCCGUUGGUGAUAUUAAAACGGAAUCUCUUAGCGAGGUCCGUUCUCUACGCGCACCGCCAGAUGUCGUUCGCGACGUACUGGAAGGCGUGUUACGUCUUAUGGGUAUUGCAGACACAUCGUGGCAUUCAAUGAAAAACUUCCUGUCUAAGCGUGGCGUUAAAGAAGAUAUCAGAUGCCUGGAUGCGAGUCAAAUAAACCCCGAAGCGAUACAAUCAGUUAAACGUUUACUAGAGAAACGCGGUUCAUCUUUCGAACAAGCAACGGCAAAGAGGGCGAGUGCCGCAUGCGCACCACUUGCCGCUUGGGUUCGCGCUAAUCUCGCUUACGCUGAAGCUCUCGCUCGCGUACAGCCUUUGCAACAUCAGCAACAUCAGUUACACAAUAAUCUGCGACAAGCAGAAUCGGAACUAGCAGCACUGUCCAGUGGUUUAGCAACUGUAGACGAACGCGUAGCAGCACUAAAGGAACAACUAGGACAGCAUACUAGAGACGCAGCUGCGAUUGAGCUCAGUUUGAACAACGCUACGAAGACCAUUCAGGCCGCGCGUUCUUUGCUUGAUCAACUAGCUCAUGAGUAUACUGCUUGGGAACAAGAUUUGGAAAACAUCUCAAAAGAAAUAGUUGAAUUAAAUCUUAGAUCUCUAUUAGCAGCUGCUUACAUUGUCUAUUUACCUGAUGCCACGGAGCCGCAAGCAAGACAGUACAUAAACAAAUGGAGCGCUAUGAUAGGUUUCGAUGACGCAUCAUUUUCAGUUAUCAAUUUUCUAUCUACAACAGAGAAACAGCUCAAAUGGGAUGCGGACGGUUUACCAUUAGAUAACUCUGCUAUCAAAAACGCCAUUUUGAUAGAUCAGAUUCUAGAAUCGCAGAAAUGUGGCUUCACACCAUUGAUCAUAGACCCUGACGGAGACGCCAUCGGUUGGCUACAGAACACGCUGUCAGGUAUACAGAGUGACUUUGUUUCUCAACACAGCGAGAAACUACACACCGCUGUACAAUAUGCAGUAAGAUUAGGCAGAGUUCUAGUAAUCUCAGAAGUAGACAGCAUACACAACGCGUGGUCGCCCCUUCUCUCCGGUCUACCGGUGACUAAUGCCAGAGGGGCGUCACCGACCACAAGACUGUUGCUCUACAGUCGUGACGUCACUCUGCCCAACAGACUAGAACCUCACUAUGCUGCCAGAAUUUCGUUGCUUCAUUUUACAGCGAGACUUGAUGGGCUUACUGAUCAACUAAUACAUUACGCGUUGCAACAGCAAAAUCCAGAAGUCAACGAGAAGUCUAAAGAGAUGAAACUGAAAAAAGCCUCUCUUCAGAAGCAACAAUAUGAAUUACAGGAAAACCUUCUAAGAGAUCUAUCAACAAACAGCGAUAUCCUUCACGACGCGAACCUAUUAGCAUCAUUAAACAAAACUCGUGCAACUAGUACAGUAAUAUCCGACGCGCUUGAGGCGGCUCGAGGAAUAGAGCGAGAGACUCGAGCAGCUUGCGAAGCGUAUGAGCCCAGCGCUGCGCGCGCGGCGGUUUUAGCGCUUGCGGUCAAGAGUUUAGCUGCGCAUAGGCCGUUAGUCGCUUUGCCUGUUGAUACUAUAUUGGAUGUUUUUGUGGAUGCUGUAAAGAGAGGAGCGGAUGCUAAAGAUAUAAAUAAUGAUGAAGUAGUAAAAUAUUUAACAAGACGAAUCAUAGAGAGGGUUCUUCUAGGCUUGCACAAAAAAGAUAAAUAUAUCAUUGUGUUACAUCUGCUGAAACAAGUUUAUGAACAUCUGGUUCCUGAUAAGCUAUGGCAAAUAUUCAUUGGAAACUAUGGGGUAGUUAAUGAGCAAGGAACUCCGAGUGAGAUCAAAAAAUCUUACCCUUGGAUACCGGACAACAUUGUCAAGAAACUAGCUCAAUUCGAGACAGCAAGUGAAGAACUCUUCAACAAACUGUCACUACCCAACGAAACGUUAUGGACUGAAUUUAUCAAAUCGGGAGACUUUAACUCUUUGAAUCCAUUGAAACUCAGCGCAUUUGAAAAUAUAGCUGCAGUGAGCGUAUUGCGCCCUGAUAGCUUGUAUAGAGCCAUUGUGGCGUUCGUUGACGAUAUUCUAGGCACGGGCAUAGUGUCAGCUGGCGACGCAAUAAAGCGUGCGGCGCGCUGGGGCGGGUCGAAAGCGUCGCGCGGAGGGCGCGGUCCAAGACCUGUUUUGGUACUUGGCGCGCAUGCCACAGACGUGCUUGCUGCUCAUUCUCAUACGCUUAUGCAGGUGGGCGUUGAAGAAGGACGCUUAGCUUGGGAGACCGCCGUGGAGAAGUCUCGUAGCGGCGGCUGGCUGGCGCUUAUUGUAGGCGCUUCGCCGUUCACACAAGAACUGCAAACGUUUCUUGCCACUUUCAGUCAACGAGCUGCUCAAGAUUUUAGUGACGAGUUCCGCCUCUGGAUAGUGUCAGAAGAUCGAGAUAUCCCUCCACUGAUAUCCAAUGCUUGUGUCAACGUUAUUCUAGAGGCACCAGAAGGAGUAAAACACAACAUAGCAGGCACUUUAUCUGCAUGGGGGUCAUAUGAAGACGACCCACGAGUCGUGCGUGUACAUGCCUGCCUCGCUCUCUUCCAUGCAUUAUUACAGGAGCGCCGCGCAUACAUUCCGCAAGGUUGGAGCCGUUGGUACGCAUGGGAAUGGGGUGAAGUGUCAGCCUGCACCAGUGUCCUCCGCACCUGUGGCCCUCACUCCAUACCCACAGCUCGAGCAUUGAGCUUAGUCCUGUACAGCGCUAGAGUAGUCGCCGAGCCCGACAGACGGUUGCUCAAUGCGUUAUUAUUGUGUUGUCUUGGAGACCAAGCUUUGGCACACUCCUGGAAGCCACGUGGAAUAGAGCUACAGUUGCCUUAUGCUAAACAAAUUCAGGCAUACAUUUCGGCGUUCGAUAUGCUGCCCGAGAUAGAUUCUCCACAACUUCUGGGAUUACCCGUUAACUGCCGCGUCGCCUGGGAGAAAAAUGCUAUAAAUGAUAUUCUAGCUGGAUUGAGAGAAUUAAAUUCUACCGUAAACAUAACCCGUAAGGCCGACAGUACGGCUCCUCUUAAGAAUCUGCUAGCUCUCUGGAAGAAGCUCAUGUCCGGCAACCCCCUUAUCAAAGGUGACUACGACGUGGAAAAGGCGAAUGGUGGGGGGUGGUGGGGCUGCGUGUGUAGUGGCGAGUUGCGCGAGGCUGCGCGCGCAGCAAGGGCGCUCCACACGUCUCUUGCGCAACGAGCGCGCAAUCUCACGCAUAAUAUUCACAAAGUUCCCGACGAAUGGCAGCUGCUAUGGGCGGGACCCGAAGCGCCCGACGUGUACGUCAAGGAGUUCUGCUACCGCGCACGAUCGGCCAUCGCCAGAUUUGAAACUGAUAUACACGAUGACAACAUGCCUAGUGAUUUAGAUCUCCGGUCUCUACUAAGACCGGCUCGUGCCAUAUGGGCUCUGCGCGUGCGCACGGCGACGCGUCUCGCGUGUGCCGUCAACGAUCUUGCUCUCAUCGUCAAAUGGGAUGCGCAUUCUGAUGGCGAAAAAGACGGGAUCAUAGCUCGCGGGCUUCGUUUAUGCGGGGCGGAGUGGUCACCAGACGGACUGACGCCGCCCGCGCCGUGCGGGUUGCCGAAUACACCUGCGCCGCCGCUGCUUCUUCGAUACGUACCUCAGAGUAAAGAGGGCGCUAUAUCUGAGAACACAUUCGAAGUCCCAGUAUACAGCAACGAGGCGCGAGAGGAAGUAGUGUUCGCAGCGCGCGCGCCGCUCUCUCGACAGAUCGACGCUAGCACUGCACUGCUCAAUGCUGUUGCACUUUUUAUAGCACCUAUUGAAUAAUAACCAUUUUCUUUGUUUACAAUAUUUUUCAUAAUAUUUAUUGCUAUAUAUAGACACAUCGUUGCACAAUCAAGAGCGCAUCAACUUUGACCCGUUCUUAUCGUAAGCAGCAUAGAGUUUAAUCAUUCGUUCAAUUUAAAUCUCAAGUGUCAAGCUUGACGCGCUCGUGACUAUACUAACUAAAGCUACAAACUGGACGACAAGGACCGGCGGCGCGGUGGCGCGGCGACUCGCGCGCCUUGAUCAUGCCUAGGUUUGAACGGUUGACUGACCAUGACCAUGGGACCUGUAAAAGGCGCGAAACGUCGGUUUAUUUGAAAAAACAAAUAUACGCGAUUUAAAUCCGGAAAAAUAGUUUAAUUUCCUAU
Messenger RNA from Hyposmocoma kahamanoa, 11777 nucleotides. RefSeq names its product cytoplasmic dynein 2 heavy chain 1 (gene btv). Gene Ontology annotation, molecular function: minus-end-directed microtubule motor activity; dynein light intermediate chain binding; ATP binding. The record is from RefSeq and is a predicted model, not a curated record. Gene Ontology annotation, biological process: microtubule-based movement. The coding region runs from base 136 to 11409 and encodes 3757 amino acids. NCBI's taxonomy places the organism in Eukaryota, Metazoa, Arthropoda, Insecta, Lepidoptera, Cosmopterigidae. Gene Ontology annotation, cellular component: dynein complex. The transcript has 69 exons.